This is a messenger RNA of Ictalurus punctatus (channel catfish), 950 nucleotides long. Its product is annotated as serum amyloid P-component. Bases 102 to 788 code for a protein of 228 amino acids. The record is from RefSeq and is a predicted model, not a curated record. Lineage: Eukaryota; Metazoa; Chordata; Actinopteri; Siluriformes; Ictaluridae. The transcript is spliced from 2 exons.
CAUUUGUUAAUUAAUAACUAAAAUUACACUAAAAUACAUAUAAAUGCAGAACACACUCAGCAGCAUCAAUAAGCAGAUUGAGACGCUGACUUGAUUACAGAAUGAAGAGGCUUGUGGUCUUAUUCUUCCUCUUUCUCCUCGCUGCAUCUGAAAGACAAACUCUUUCAGGUAAAAUGUUCACCUUUCCUGUGGAGUCCAAUCGACAUCAUGUGAGUCUCACUCCUGAGCUGAAUAACUCGAAUUUCACGGCGCUUACUGUUUGUCUGCGUGCCUUCUCCGACCUUUUCCAAAACCAGAGCCUUUUUUCGCUCGCGUUCCCAUCACAAGAAAAUGCCUUUGUAAUUUUCAAGCCCAAACAAGGCACAUAUAGGUUACAUGUGGGAGCACCAUAUGUAGAGUUUUUGGGCUUGCCGGAUGAUCCCAAUGUCUGGAAUUCAGUGUGCGCUACGUGGGAAGGGAAAACAGGAGUCGCUCAGCUGUGGGUCAAUGGAAACCCGAGCACACGGAAAGGAUUCUCUCGUGGAGGCUCUUUAAGUGGAGCGCCAAGCAUCACACUGGGUCAAGAACGAAGCAAGGCAGGUUUUGUCGCUUCCCGGUCAUUUGUUGGAAUGCUGACUGAUGUGCACAUGUGGGACUCUGUUCUUCCUCUUGAACAGCUUGCGUAUUAUACAUAUGGUCUGCAGUUUCAGCCCGGCAAUGUUCUCAACUGGAACUCCUUAGAAUUCAGUAAAAUUGGGUAUGUGCUACUUGAAUGUACGAAAACUACUCAAAAACUCAGAAUUAAUUAGACUCAAGCAUAAACUCAGGAACCUGUAGGAAGGAUUAAAAAAUAGACCCAUUGUGUGAUGUAACAAACAUGAACCGAUAAUCCAAUGAAAUGUCACUCAAUAUGCAAAAUGAACAGGUGAUAAUAAAUGCAUAAAUGCGGAAAAAUAUAAACGCAUGCACUA